AUGAAAGAGCUUGCUGAGGAUGGAUACUCAGGUGUCGAGGUGCGUCGCACUCCUGCUCGUGCUGAGGUCAUCAUCAUGGCUACUCGCACUCAGUCUGUUCUUGGAGAGCGUGGACGCCGCAUUAAGGAAUUGACAUCUGUCGUCCAGAAACGUUUCGGAUUCGAAGAAGGAUCUGUCGAGGAGAAUGCUCAUCUUGCUCUGAAUGGUUUGGGUGCUUCGCACCAGAAUGCCCCACCUCAUUGGUAUAGUGGAGGAGUUCCUGAAUAUGGCUACAUAAUGCAUACUUGUGGAAGCUCCUUUGUACCGUCUCUCGAAAUCUAUGUCAUUACGUAG
Messenger RNA from Cooperia oncophora, 333 nucleotides. NCBI's taxonomy places the organism in Eukaryota, Metazoa, Nematoda, Chromadorea, Rhabditida, Trichostrongylidae. The record is from the annotation of a GenBank genome assembly.